Messenger RNA from Eupeodes corollae, 950 nucleotides. RefSeq lists its product as uncharacterized. The transcript is spliced from 2 exons. Lineage: Eukaryota; Metazoa; Arthropoda; Insecta; Diptera; Syrphidae. The record is from RefSeq and is a predicted model, not a curated record. The coding region runs from base 242 to 913 and encodes 223 amino acids.
GUUAGACAAUUGGUAAACUUAUCUUUUGUUUUACAAAGUUGCAUUACUACCCCUAAUGUAUAGAAGUCAUUAUUAUUUAUGCAAAAUCAAACAUCAUUCUCCAAAGUAUUGGCCAUCAAUUUUGACAUUGACAGAUUAGUGAAGUGGUCAUUUGCAGCAAAGUAUGAUUGCAUUUGUCAAUUUUGUUUGCAAAGCACUAUAAACAUUUUUAAAAAUUAACAUAAAAUUAAACAAGAAAUAGAUGUCUAGUUCCAGUGAAUCUGAAGACGAAAAUCUAAAGCAAAUCCUUGAAGCAGCUGACACAAAUUUUCUCACAGAUUCUCUAUUUAAAACAAAGCCAGUAGAGACAGAAAUUCUUCAAAGCAAAUCGAAUGAAGUCUUACCUUCCCAAAGGCAUAUAACCUAUGAAGAAAGCACUGACAUCGACUUCGUGCCUUCAGAAACAGUACAAAAAAUUAUGGCUAAAAAAUUGAGCCACUUAGUAGAUGAACAAAUUGAAUUUGUUGAUGCUAUGGAUUUAUGUAACAAAAAGCCAAAGAAAGAUCCCAAAAGCAGAGUAAGAUUAUUAAAAGAUAUCGAUUGUUAUGUUAAACCAUUUGAAGAUUUUGAAUAUGAAGAUCUUGGCCAAAGGAAAAAGGUCAAGAUUAAAAAACGUAAUGUUGUUGGUGAAGUUUGUUUGGAUGAACAAACAAAGCACAAACUUGCUGCAAUUGAUGGUGCAUUUGUUUUGUCAUUGAAAGAAACAGUUAACUGGUCGGAGAGACCCAAAGGAAAGGUUUAUCAUUAUAAGCAAGGAAAGGGUAUCAAUAAGGAUCAACAUUUUAUUGAACCACCAAAUGAAUUUACAAAGGCACGACUUAAAAACCAAUGGAAUGAAUCGAAGAUAAAGAAAGCAAAAUUUUCUAAUAAAUAAAGUUUGCCAAUAAAAUGAAAAAUUUUACACAAAUUUA